Owenia fusiformis is the source of this 2096-nucleotide messenger RNA. NCBI's taxonomy places the organism in Eukaryota, Metazoa, Annelida, Polychaeta, Sabellida, Oweniidae. The record is from the annotation of a GenBank genome assembly.
UGGCAGAAAGUUCAAAGCUAAUCGUUUUCUUCGGAUUACAAUGUUUUUUUAACUUUUCAGCAUGAAUAUAGGGUUGGGACCUCAAAACCAUGGAAUGCCGGAGCGGCACCCUUGGGCAACUCUCUACAAACCAUUUCUUAUACCCCCCUAAGAAAAUCUACUGGGGGUACUAUAAGACACCUUUAAAUAUCAGACACUAAUAAAGAUAUAGACUUGACAUUUUCAGGAAUUAGUUUAAGUAUGAUGCUUAAUCUGUAUAGUGAAAAUCAAGAAAAAAUCUUAAUCCGUUGCUAUAGCAACAGUAAUAGAUCACUAUUAGUUACCUUAGAAAUGUAUUAUUUUGUGGGUUUUCAGCAUUUUCUUCAUAUUCCUGAUUCUUAAACUAAUUUAAACUAUCUGAAGCACAUAGCAUGAUUAAAGGUGAAGAUAAAAUAAUUCAUCAUAUCAUUUAUGUAAUAUGUCUAACAAUUCAGUUGCUAUGGCAACACCACUUGAUAAUCAGGUUCUUACAUUUCAUUUUCUUUAAUAAGUAUAAAGGUGGUCCAAAAUAACACUUUUUCUAAAGGUAUGUUCUCUAGCUAAAGAAUCUCUUUUAGAAGUAAAUAGUCACUUGAAUUUGUUAAAAAUGUAUAUCUUUCAGUUGUAGAACCCCUCCCCACAGCCCUAACAAUGUGAUGAUUGGUGAAAACUGGCAAAAAAACUUCAUUUUCUAGGUUCAAAUUAAGAAUGCAUUGGGAUGCAACACUUAUUAGUAUUCAAGGAACAUCUACUGACUUUGUCUGAUAUAACAAUAUGAAGAUUUUAAUUAUUAGAUGAUGGGAAGUAUUUUAUUUGAAACAUUUUAGAAUCCUAUCCCAUAAAAAUGUUGAAAAGAGGGUGUGGUCAAUUUUACCAUUUUCCAGCAUUUAAAGUUAGAAAUAAAUACAAACCAAGGCUUUGAAACAUCUUCAAAUGUUAAGUAUAUAGGACACUAUAUUUUAUAUGCUAAUCUUGUAUUUAGUACAAGUCUGAAAUCCAAUGCAAUCAUACAGUGGAGACUAGCAAGGUUUGCAUACAAUCCAGACAUUGGAAUCCUUUACAUCCCAUUCAGCAGAAUCAUUUACAAUUUAGAGCCAGUGUUUUGAAAACUAGCUAAAAUGUUUAUUAUUGAAAACUAGCUAAAAUGUUUAUUAUUGAAAACAACUAAAGAUGGCUUUCCAUUGGUCAACCAAGCAUCAAUAUGCAUUAAGUCUGACCAGGUUUGCCAUUGCUCACAGCUGCAAGUGUAACGUAUGAACAGUUGCCGCCAACAUUUGGUUCUCAACAUUCGUGGUUAGAUUGUCAACUUGCCACUUACUCCAGAAACCACUUACUCAACAUACAAUAUACCAAAGAUGCCACUUCACACGAGCACACUCACUCACCCAAAGAUGCCACCUUACAUGAGCACACUCACUCACCCAAAGAUGCCACCUUACAUGAGCACACUCACUCACCCAAAGAUGCCACCUCACACGAGCACACUCACUCACCCAAAGAUGCCACCUUACACGAGCACACUCACUCACCCAAAGAUGCCACCUUAUACAAACACACUCACUCACCCAAAGAUGCCACCUCAUACAAGCACACUCACUCACCCAAAGAUGCCACCUUACACGAGCACACUCACUCAUCCAAAGAUGCCACCUUACAUGAGCACACUCACUCAUUCAAAGAUGCCACCUUACAUGAGCACACUCACUCACCCAAAGAUGCCACCUUACAUGAGCACACUCAUUCACCCAAAGAUGCCACCUUACAUGAGCACACUCACUCACCCAAAGAUGCCACCUUACAUGAGCACACUCAUUCACCCAAAGAUGCCACCUUACAUGAGCACACUCACUCAUCCAAAGAUGUCACCUUACAUGAGCACACUCAUUCACCCAAAGAUGCCACCUUACAUGAGCACACUCACUCAUCCAAAGAUGUCACCUUACACGAGCACACUCACUCACCCAAAGAUGCCACCUUAUACGAGCACACUCACUCACCCAAAGAUGCCACCUUACAUGAACACACUCACUCAUUCAAAUAUGCCACCUUACACGAGCACACUCACUCACACUAGCUAG